AUGACGGACUUCGUUGCGCUAAAAAGGUCUACUGAUAUGAAAUCCACAGUAAAAGCUGCGAAUCAGCUUGCUAUGAGGAAGAACAUAUCGCAUUUUAUGAUAUUUGGAGAUGAUCAGAAAUUCAUGAACAAACUAUCAGAAGCUAUUAUAAAGGAAGGUGGUUGGAAGAGUGAUGCUGUGGCUAUUUCUAAAUAUGACGAAUCCAUGGACUUGUAUUUGGCAUCAAUGAUAUGCAGCUCAUUUCUGAUUACCGCCGCUCGCUCAACUUUUGCUUUUUGGCUUGCCUUUUUCGUUCAAAAUCAAAACGCGGUAUACUAUCUGAAUGUGCCUACAAAGGAUUUGGUAAUGUGA
Molecule: messenger RNA, 351 nt
Organism: Cylicocyclus nassatus
Lineage: Eukaryota; Metazoa; Nematoda; Chromadorea; Rhabditida; Strongylidae
Source: the annotation of a GenBank genome assembly